GUAAAAACUGAGCGAGGUGAGCAAGUCGGAAGAGAUUUGUUCAUUGACGGACUCCUCAGUCGAACGAUAAGGGCAAAGUUGCGAAAGCAAUUUCCCCCCAUCAAUCAUACGCUACAACAAAUUAUGGUUGCUGCGGAAGAAAUGGAACGGAAGUUUGCGGCGAACUUCCUGGAAGGAGAAGAUUACCCUAGAGACGGAGAUUCGACCGAGCUCGCUCGAGCCAGAGCAGAGCUUACUGCUUUACAGAACAAAUUUGAAAACAUAGGGUUCGUAUCAGGAUAUGUCACCUAUAUGGAAGAGAUAGGCCCCAAACGAGUAAUCCUAAGUGAGACUCCGAGCAUCUCUGCUCCUAUGUUGCCCCCGCCCGUCAGGACGUUACCCCCGCCACCGAUUGAGGCGCCUGUACGAUCAAACGAAUCGGCGGCCAUUUUCGAACUAACCAAAACCUUGAUUAGCUUGAUCYAGGAAAGCAAAAAGGAGCAGCGAGAGCACAAUGCUCGGCUGGAAACCAUGAUGAGGAACAUGCGACCCAUUGCGUGGUCGGCUUGCGUAAAAGGAGCCGCAGAGCGCAUCCCGCCGUCGCAGCAACAAUACCUGGAUCCCCGGACGGCUCGCGAUCCUGCCUUCUUCAGGCAUCCUACGGCAGAGCAGCUUGCGGCCAUCAGAGAAGAAGAGGAGGAGGAAGAGAGUACCGGGAGGGACGAAGACGACGACGGAUUGGAAGAAGGCGGGAACAGCGACGAAGAACUCGGCGAAGAAGACGAGACCCCCGAAGAAGGAAGCUAUAGCGAGCAUAGCGAAGGGGAACAGAGCGAAGAAGAAGAAGAAAGCGAGGAAGGAGAAGAGGAGCACGACGAAGAGCCGGCUGGAUCGRAGUGGRAAGCCGUGCCAGAAGAAGCGCUGCAUACGGUUGAUGCUACACUGAAUUGCUUGGGCGCUUGCUUUCGCCUCCUUGGAAGGGACAGAGAAGGAGAUCCUUGCCAGAGCAUCCGGGUACGAUCCUUCCGAAAAGCGUAUAGAGAGUACUCGUUGCAGCGGGGGGUGGUUGAAGAAUCUGCAGUGGCAUUGACGUGGAUGAAACUGGAGAGGGUUCUGAGGUUUAUUAGGGAGAAGGUGAAGGUGCUAAAGGGUUAUCACGAAGCUCAGGCAUAUCGGGAUGGCGGUGCGUUUUUGUAUUUAUGGGAGAGCUGGCAGCGAUGCGGGGAGGGAUUACGUCUGCAAUACAAGGAAAUAGAUUUAGAGAAGAAGGUCGUGUGUCUUGGUUAUACUAAAACGAAUCGUCAUGGUGGAAGAUUCAUGAUAAGGUUACGAGAUGCGGGGGGUGAGGAGGAGACAUUUUUGGGAUGGCUUCCAGAAAUGGUAAGUAGCUACGAGCGGGUGGGACAGGACAUAAAGCAGGGAUUCCUGUUUCGUCCGAUGCACGAAAGUGGUGCAAUGAGUGGUGGUGCUUUUAAUAAACGAAUCGAGAAGUGGUUUGUUGAGGCGGGGGUGUUUGCAGGGGAGAGUGGGCAUAACUUUCGUAUAGGCGGAGUUCAGGCUGGCAUAGAAGAGGGCUGGAGCCUUGGUGAGAUGAUGCGGCAGGGGACGUGGAGUAGUGUUGGGACGUUUAUGAGGUAUGGUUAUGGAAUGCGGCGAGGAUGGAAGAGGCGGCGAGUCGGAGAAUCAAGUGCGAAAGAAGAUGGUUGUGAGGCCGAGGACAGCGGGGUUGGGGGUGGCGAGGUUGACCCUGGGACUGGGGAGGCAGGAGAAUUUGGAGUCGGGGAUAGUGAAGCGGCGGGUGAUAGAGAGGGAGAGGAUACGGGGGUACCAUGAGGUACGCUGAGAUGAGGGGAGGAUGAGGAGGUAAGAUGUUGGACAUGAGAUGGCUCUGGUGAGAGCUUGGCGGAGAAGAGAGGUUGGUGGAAAAAGCCAACGGUAUGGUAAGGCGGGGAGGGUGGACCAGUCGAGGGAAAGGGCGUCUAUGUGGGAAGCCUUAGUUAACCAGAAUCUCGAUACGAAUGAAGGGCAUACGUGGUG
This is a messenger RNA of Chara braunii, 2016 nucleotides long. NCBI's taxonomy places the organism in Eukaryota, Viridiplantae, Streptophyta, Charophyceae, Charales, Characeae. The record is from the annotation of a GenBank genome assembly.